This is a messenger RNA of Dentiscutata heterogama, 298 nucleotides long. NCBI's taxonomy places the organism in Eukaryota, Fungi, Glomeromycota, Glomeromycetes, Diversisporales, Gigasporaceae. The record is from the annotation of a GenBank genome assembly.
CAGUGUAAAUGAAUUAACUGAUAAUGCUAGUCAAUUAGAAUUCAUUAAACAGCCAAAUAAAGAUUCAUUUAAUCCUAUUUCUAAACCUUUCAGCAUGCAACCAAAAGAAAUUGGUAAUAAUAGUUUGUCAAUUGAAAAAAUUAUUGACAUUUCAAAUCCUACAUUUAUUGGUAAUAAUUUAUUUAUUGAAGAUCAAGGCAAAACAUUAGAUACAGUAACUCAACAGUUAGGUUUAGGAAAAGUUGAUUAUGAUCCUGCAAGCCUGGUGGCAAGAAUAUUAAAUGAAGUUAAAGAAUAA